Messenger RNA from Haliotis rubra (blacklip abalone), 5528 nucleotides. RefSeq lists its product as uncharacterized. The record is from RefSeq and is a predicted model, not a curated record. The transcript has 10 exons. Gene Ontology annotation, biological process: negative regulation of transcription by RNA polymerase II; hormone-mediated signaling pathway; cell differentiation. Gene Ontology annotation, molecular function: RNA polymerase II cis-regulatory region sequence-specific DNA binding; nuclear receptor activity; zinc ion binding. The coding region runs from base 547 to 3999 and encodes 1150 amino acids. Lineage: Eukaryota; Metazoa; Mollusca; Gastropoda; Lepetellida; Haliotidae.
CCACGCCGACCUUUUUUAUCAAGGUGAAGGUCAGACAUAAGCAACUUCCUGGUCACAAUUCUAAUCGUGACAAUUGUAUUAAACUUGACAAUUCUGUUGUAUGAAAUCAAUAAUUACACAUAUAUCGCACUAGAAGGAUGGGAAUGAAAUGACUGGCGUAGAAAUCCCGCGGGGUGCAUCUUGACGCUAGUACUGAACAUCGGCCGGAGUACGCCAGUGGGUUGUGCAUGAUUCACUUGUGUUCCACGACAGAAUAGUGGGCCUCGGAACCAAAUAUAUAGGUCAUUCAUGUAAGAACACCCGAGCGUCAACACCGGGUUGUACACCACUCCCAAUACUUACAGGAUUUUGUUAUUUCUGUAAGUCAAAUUCAGGAAAUACGGAUGAAAACAAGAUCCGGCUGACAGUCGACGUCUUCAGUAUCUCUAAGGAUGAGAACAGAGGGAUAUACAAUGACCAUUCAGUCAAUGGUUGCCUCUUCGUUUGCUGUCAUGGUCAGAUGACCCACAAAGCCAGUGCAAACGUCUUCGACCAUUGCUAUUAAGCAUGCCAAUGCAGUGGCCAGCGGAUGAGGAGAUUUCUGGAUGUGGAUCCCCUAGUUCGUUAUGUCUUGAUGGGUCUCUAGCAGUCGAUUCACCUGGGUGUAGCCCCAGUGAGAGGUUGGACUCACCCAGGCAGGUUUUCACACCUCCUAUAGAUGACCCUGGCUGUAUGCAAUCCAUGGUAACUGAUACUGAAGGAGGGUCAUAUGACAAGGAUUAUGCACAUGUAACAACACAUGCUUCAUCUGGUCGCCUACGGUUGGACAAAGAAAAGUUGUCCAUUGAUUCCUUCAAUGGUAAUGCUCCGUCAUGGAACAUCAAAGAAUCCAGGGACAGGGGCAAGAACUCGCGUCUUCUCGCUGGAACUUCAAGGACAGUCAAUGCAAGACAUAAAGGUGUAGAAAUAGAAAGAAAAGAUCUAGUGCCUUCUGUACAGCCAAAUACAAGCAAGUGUACAGAUAACACUUUUCAACCAAUGCAGGUGACCAAUGCCAACCACUGUAACUCAGUGUUUGCCAAUUUUACCAGCAAAGGUAACCUCUCCCCCGAUGGUAUGAAACCAGGCGUGUUUUCGGUGCCACGGACGUCCUCUGGUGGCCCGUGCCAAGUAUGUGGUGAAAAAGCCAGUGGAAAUUUCUUUGGUGCGUUAGUCUGUCUCCCGUGCAAGAGUUUCUUCAUACGCUGCACGAAGGACGGCGAGCCUGUAUUCGUGUCACAGUGUGACGGUCGUUGUGACGUAUCCAAGCAAGGACGCAACAGGUGCCAGAACUGCCGCUACAAGAAAUGUCUGGCAGCGGGGAUGUCACGUAAAGAAAAGCCAGAAGCGGUGGAACCAGGCGAGGGCCAGCUGCUCUGCCGGGUGUGUGGGGACAUUGCAAACGGGAUUCAUUUUGGCGUCUACACUUGCGAGGGAUGCAAGAAAUUCUUCCGGCGUGGCCUUCUGGAGUACCAGUCUUAUGUAUGUAAAGGAGCCAUGUUGUGCGUGUUGAACCCUCGUAACAGAAACAACUGUCGGUACUGUCGUUACCAGAAGUGCCUCAACGUCGGCAUGUCGAGAGGCGCUAUUAAGAUGGGUCGUCCAAAAAAGCUUGGAAGAGACCAGGACGAUCUUUCAAAGAUCAUUGCCAACAGACUGCCCAAUGCUUCAGUUAACAGGAACUCCUUCUGUGAGGACAGAGAAGGGACUGGACACAGGUUGUCUCCUUUAUUGGACGACAUGACAAUAGCUCAAACAACUGACCGUGUGGUGCCUACAGAUGGAAGAAGAAGAUCCUUUUCACCUGAUUCUGACUCUUCUUCUGGGAGUGGAGAUGGAAAGACCGCAGAUCACUGUCAAAGACUGUCAAGAGGAUCACUGCCUCUCAAAAAGUGUAUUCUCAGAUCUCUUCUCACAGUGGAGGAAAGCAAGACAGUAAUGGCUGGAGAUAAGAAGGGUAAUGGGACUGUCGUGACUGAUAGUAGCGAUGGGUCAGCCAUCCCGGAACACCAUCUUCUAGUUGCACCUACCGUUCAGGCUCAUGUGAUAACAGAUUCACCCCAGAUGGGGAAGAGCCAUACGACGAACGAAAUGUGUAUUGAAGAUCACGUCUUUCCGAACUUCGAUGCUGGCAAUGUUUCAAUUGUAAAUGCAGCAAAUCAAAAUAUGAGGGAUGUGAUGGGCUUUCGAAAGAUGAGCCAGCAAUUUCAUCAGUCACCACACUCAGUUCCACCCAGCCCUUCUUCUCCACUGACAUUUUCUCCUCUUGUUCAGACCACAGAUUCAGAUGAUCAAGCUUCAGAGCCAAAGAGAAGAAGGAAGGACAGUGACUCAUUCAGUUACACUAGCUCACCUCCAGACGUUCAUAUGGACAGCUCCCCAGAUAUACAACAAUAUAAACCAUCAUCACCUGAUGAUCCAAUUAAUAUGAUAACAGAGGACAUUCCUUUAGAUUUAUCAAAUUCUCCACCUGAAACCAGAAAGUCUGAAUAUAUGGGAGCGGUGGAAGGGUCUCCUAAUACUGGACCCCACUUUCCGGUGGCCUCAUCCGGCAAAAGCAGUCACUGUUGGUCUCCUGCUUCAAGGAGGCAUGCCCUUCAUGUCACUCCCGUUCCUAGCAGCACUGAAGUGAACCACAAUGUAUUGGGUAGAUCUCAUUCCCCAAAUACAGAAGUUUCUACUAGUCGUGGAGAGACAUAUACAGAGAAACCUUCUUCAUAUAACAGUGUUAAACUCUAUGAAAUGCAUGUUCAUACCAGUGAGCCGAGUCUUUCACAAGACGAAGUUAUGCUGAAUGGGCAAGGAAAUUGCUCUCCAAGUGCCAUUAAACAAAGUGCUCGGGUACCUCAGUCACCAACAGACGACACCACUUCUGAUGCUCCCAAGAGAAAAUUCUACACACUAGACGGGAAUGUUAUAAAGGAAUUAAAUACAUUUUUCCUUGGGUCUGUAAACCUUCUGAAGAAUGUUCGGCAACGACUUGAAUCAAGCAAUCAUUCGUCAUACCAGACUAAUCAAAAGUGCACUUCCUUAAACUCCUUCAACCGACCGUUGAACCACGAGGCCAAGAUGAAAGCCUCUAGGGACCAGCUGAAAUGCUGUUACAGAGGCCUAGCCACACAAACCCGUACUCUGUCGACAAGAUCAGCUCCAUCCUCCCACCUAAUCCUUCCCGAGGAGCGACACCUGGCCAGCAAACUGGAGACCGAGUACCGUUUCCCCGUGGACCGUGUUUGUCAUUACUGGAGUAGAGUGAAGCCUUCUCCCAAUGAGAUCCAGAUGUCCAGUGCUCAGCACAAGGUCCUGCAAGACAUGCUAGAGGCGUAUAUGGAGAUUCUCAAUAACCUCAGCGAGAGUCAUAUGGCACCGGAAGAGAGGUUUAUUCAUCUCAGGGAAUGGCCGAUGUACGAGGAUCUUGCAUUUCUGGAAUACUCGGUUCGACGUAUUUUGACAUACGUUAAGGAGGAGCUGGUCUUCAUGAGUAAAGUUCCUGGUUUUAAAGAUCUGAACCCCGAGGACCGCAAUUUCGUGGUGCAGAAUAUGUCUUUUGCCAACAUCUUGAUCAUUGCUACAAAGGAAUGGUACAACGCAAAGACCAAAACAUUUUUUCAAAUGUUUCAUUUGGAACUGCCAGAAUGGCACCCUAUAUACUUCUACAGGAAGCUUGCCUUCCAGCUGGCAGAGGAAGUCCACGAGUUGAAGAUGGACAGGACAGAGGCAGCGAUGGUGUCGGCCCUGAACGUCAUUGCUGGGGACUGCAUUGGUCUGAAGGAGCCCGAGAAAAUUGAAGAAUCACGAGCCUUCCUCAUAUCCGCUCUGAGGGCGCAUAUCAGCUACAAAGGUGUUGAUCCAGUUUCCAGAAUGAAGGAGAUUUUCAGUCUAAUGCCGACCUUCAGACUGUGUAGUUUCUGGAAUAAGAAUAUACGAGAACAAAUUUGUCUGUGCAAAAAUGGAGUCCUUAGUAAAAAUAUAUGGAGUUGAGAAGACGCCCCGUGAUGGGUUUUAAAAAGGCCCAAUGAGGGGCGAAGAAGAGGCCACAAGACUUGUUCCGAAGAAGUCUUAUGAGGAGUGGAGGGGCUCCAGAGGCUCCAGGGGCCCCAAAGGCUCCUCAGCGACUACCCUGGAUUGUUUUCUAAAUUAUUGGAUUCAUGAACUAUCACUUUGUUAUAGAUUAUUUUUUUUCAAAGUUUAUUUAUUGUUUAUUGUUUGUUAUGAAUGAAUCUACCGGUCGUAUAUUUCUGUAUUUAUGGACGGCUGAGCGUCAUGUCCGCUGCACGCCACCCAAACAUUAUUUCAGAUAGGGUACUAUUGAGGUACCUAAUAAAUAUGUCGAUAUUUGCAUAACAAGUUGUCAUCCUAUCCGGUUAUGGUCUAGAAUUGAAAUGGAUAUUAUGCUGAAAGCAGAAUCACGGGUAAAAUCCGAGCUUAUUUCAUGGCACGUUCUAACAUAAUCUGGACAAAUACUAGUAUUACACUUUCUAAAUUCCAGUUCGUCACUUAUGGAACCUGAUCAUUCCUGACUGAAAUUCAAGUGAGCUUCUUUGGUCUGUUUGUCAUUUGUUGACGCUGGUAAAUAGCUUCUUCUUUCAAUAUAAACGCCAGUGCAAAAGAUUACCCAGUCUUCAUGAGAAACUGCAUUCUGUGCAACGGGAAAAACAGCCGCGAAAAUCAGUCGAACGGACCACCGAAAAUGGUUGUAUAAACCACUUGAACAAUGACACUGAAAUUUUAAGAUAUCUGCAGCGAUAUUGAAAAAGAACCCCCUCCCUCUCUUUGUCCAUUGAUAAGCAAUUCGUGAUCGGAAUGUAAUGGAAUUUACAUUCAAAUGUGUAAAUGUGGAACUUAACAAACAUGUUCCGAUUUUUAGAUAUUGUAAUUCAUUAUUUUUAGUUAACCUUUGCACUUGGACCAUACUGAAACGCUGUCAUGUAGCAUUUCAUCUCCCUCUUGUCAGAAAGAACUUGACCAAUGAAACUGAAACCAAACGAGCUUAUUCGCAUCAGUGAUGCUUGUUACAUUCUAUUUUUGAUUGAAUAAUGCUAUUUAAGGUCCUUCCGGUGCCAUAUUUUAUAGAGGGGUUCAACCAUAUGUCAUAUGAUCCAUAAUGACAGUUUUGAUAUUAUCUCUUUCACUAUGACUCUGAAUGCAUAUUUGCCUUAUGAUAUCUUUUCACAGCAGAUUCCUGCCAUGCUUGAGCGAGCUGAAGUUUGCCUCGUUUCUUCUUCAGCCCUCAUGUUUUCAGUUAAUUAAUGAUAGUGUUAGCUUUUAGUGUUUGGGUAGAAAAUAGGUGAAUAUUACUACUGACAGUUGCUAUUGUUCAGAGAUUCUCUUUGUUAUUUAGACUGUUGAGCUACCGACAGUAGUUUUUCUUUAGAGGUUCUAUUUGUUAUAUAAACUGUUGAAUUACUGACAGUAAUUGUUCAGAGAUUCUCUUUGUUAUUUAGACUGUUGAGCUACAGACAGUAGUUUUUGUUUAGAGGUUCUAUUUGUUAUAUAAACUGUUGAAUUAC